AUGCCUCCUAGUACUUCAAGAACAUUCUCAUUGGCAUUCGAGCUCGAGAUUGGCUUCAACGGACCCGACUCUAACAAAGCUGAUUUUCGCAAUGGAAUUUCACGUCGCGAUCUAUCAACUCCGCCAUCGAAGAAUAUUCAGAGAGCUGAUUUAAAUGCCAGCUUUUCUAAUAACACCGGCAGCAACAGCACUAACUCUGGUAAUCAGCCUCCCCGGUCUAACGGGAAUGGCAAUGGUCACAACGGUGAUGUAGCCGGGACCAGCAAGGCAACGAUAGUCGGGAGCAUAGCUGGUGGUGUAAUCGGUAUCGCUCUUAUGGUGGGCCUUCUGUGGUGGCUUUGGAGGAGUAAGAAGACUCGAAGGACCGCAGGUACUCGAAAGAACUGGCAUAGUUCGAAUACGCGGAAUCCUAAAAGUUGGACCCGGAUAGGAUCGAAGGGAUGGAAAGGGUUACAACGGCAAGGAAAUCUCAGGCGUAUAUCGUAUGCCCAGGAUACGAGGAAAAGACCUCCGAUCGACGGAGAGGAUGAUUAUUCCGAUUCUUCGCAGAUGCUCCAGACUUUGCCUACGCCUGCAACGCAUCUCUCUCUUCCAUCAAAUGCGCACAUACCGGGGCCCCAAAUACACUACGGCCGUCGUCGAGAACACCAAGUCGCCGCAAAUGUCGCGGGUUCUGCCAGUGAGGAUCCGAUACUUCCCCCGCGUUACUGGCAAAUACACAACUCUCCAUCUGCCGCAUCACUUCAUCGAGAGUUGUCUUCCAACAAGAGUGUUGGGCUGACACUGCCAGCUCUGGCACCUCCUCCAAGCAGCGCAGAUCAUGGACAUAGUGUCCUCGAUCUCCCUCCUGCUUCUUCCCCGCAUUCUCCAGAUCAACCGUCUUUUUCCCUUACACCAUCUCAUCCCUUCCCUCCCUCAUUGACAACAACCCCGGCUUUCAAUCCCUCAUUUACAGAACAAACAUCUCCUUUGUCGCCGGCAUCUCUAUCUAUAUCUGAUUCUCACCCUUAUAACGUCCCCCUGCACAACGACCAAUUAACUCUGGAUGUUGCGCGAGCAGAUGAUCCCGCAAAGCAUCCCUUAGAGUCGGAGACAGGAUCAGCUUCUGCUGGAUACACACACUCAACCAGUCCAACCAGUAGUGUUAGUCAUGAAUCAGAAUUAACGAUCAGGCAACUUCGUCACCAAGUCGAAGUACUAGCGGAGGAGAAUGCUCGACUGUCGCGGCAAAGUUAUGUGCUGUUGACUCGUGGGAUGGCUGGCGAGGUGGUCCAAUCACCUCCUGCUUAUGCUGGAGGCUUAGCAGAUGAAAAUUGA
Lentinula edodes (shiitake mushroom) is the source of this 1317-nucleotide messenger RNA. RefSeq lists its product as uncharacterized. Lineage: Eukaryota; Fungi; Basidiomycota; Agaricomycetes; Agaricales; Omphalotaceae. The coding region runs from base 1 to 1317 and encodes 438 amino acids. The record is from RefSeq and is a predicted model, not a curated record. The transcript has 2 exons.